This is a messenger RNA of Lontra canadensis (Northern American river otter), 3861 nucleotides long. RefSeq names its product WD repeat domain 11 (gene WDR11). The transcript has 30 exons. Lineage: Eukaryota; Metazoa; Chordata; Mammalia; Carnivora; Mustelidae. Gene Ontology annotation, molecular function: protein binding. The coding region runs from base 25 to 3708 and encodes 1227 amino acids. Gene Ontology annotation, cellular component: cytoplasm. The record is from RefSeq and is a predicted model, not a curated record.
CGAGGGCCGAGUUGAGCAGAGGCGAUGUUGCCCUUCACUGUGAACUUCAAGGUGUCGGCGCGCACCCUCACUGGGGCCCUCAAUGCUCACAACAAGGCGGCGGUGGACUGGGGCUGGCAAGGUUUAAUUGCUUAUGGAUGUCACUCACUUGUGGUAGUGAUCGAUUCCAAUACUGCCCAGACUCUUCAAGUUUUAGAAAAACAUAAAGCUGAUGUGGUCAAGGUUAAAUGGGCCAGGGAAAAUUAUCACCAUAACAUUGGCUCACCAUAUUCCUUGCGCUUAGCUUCUGCUGAUAUCAAUGGAAAGAUCAUCGUUUGGGAUGUAGCAGCGGGAGUAGCUCAGUGUGAGAUCCAAGAGCAUGCCAAACCUAUUCAGGAUGUUCAGUGGUUAUGGAAUCAAGAUGCUUCCCGAGAUUUACUACUUGCUAUCCACCCACCAAAUUAUAUUGUGCUCUGGAAUGCGGAUACUGGCACCAAACUGUGGAAGAAGAGCUAUGCAGAUAACAUCCUUUCUUUUUCUUUUGACCCUUUUGAUCCCUCCCGUUUAACUUUACUCACCAGCGAGGGUAUUGUAUUCAUCUCAGACUUCUCUCCAUCCAAGCCUCCUUCGGGCCCUGGGAAAAAAGUUUACAUAUCCAGCCCACAUUCCAGCCCAGCUCAUAAUAAGCUGGCUGCAGCCACAGGGGCCAAGAAGGCUCUUAAUAAAGUAAAAAUCUUAAUCACGCAGGAGAAACCUAGUGCUGAAUUUAUAACCCUAAAUGAUUGCCUUCAGUUGGCACAUCUGCCUUCCAAGAGAAACCACAUGUUGUUACUCUAUCCUCGGGAGAUUUUAAUCCUUGACCUUGAGGUGAAUCAAACAGUGGGUGUGAUUGCAAUAGAACGAACAGGAGUUCCAUUUCUGCAGGUAAUACCCUGCUUUCAACGUGAUGGGUUAUUUUGCCUACAUGAAAAUGGUUGUAUAACUUUACGUGUUCGAAGAUCUUAUAAUAGUGUUUUUACCACUUCAAAUGAGGAACCAGAUCCAGAUCCUGUCCAGGAGCUUACCUAUGAUUUACGAAGCCAGUGCGAUGCAAUCAGGGUGACAAAAACUGUCCGUCCCUUCAGUAUGGUGUGUUGUCCUGUUAAUGAGAAUGCAGCCGCCCUCAUAGUGAGUGAUGGCAGGGUCAUGAUAUGGGAACUCAAGUCCGCCGUUUGUAAUCGAAAUUCACGGAGCAGUAGUUCUGGUGCGUCACCUUUAUAUUCGCCCGUGUCCUUCUGUGGAAUUCCUGUAGGAGCUGUAGGAGCGCCACCCAGUAAGCUCCCAGACCUCUCCUUAGAUAACACGAUUGGACAAAGUGCCAUUGCUGGGGAGGAGCAUCCCAAAGGCCCCAUUCUGCAGGAGGUGCACCUCCGCUUCCUGCUGACGGGACUGCUUUCAGGGCUGCCCUCCCCGCAGUUUGCCAUCCGUAUGUGCCCGCCACUGACCACCAAAAACAUCAAGGUGUAUCAGCCACUGCUCGCCGUUGGUACAGGUAACGGUUCUGUCCUGGUGUACCACCUCACCAGUGGGCUGCUGCAUAAGGAGUUAAGUGUCCACUCCUGUGAAGUCAAGGGUAUCGAAUGGACCAGUUUGACUGGUUUUCUUUCCUUUGCUACUUCAACACCGAACAAUACGGGAUUAGUGAGAAAUGAACUUCAGCUGGUAGAUCUUCCCACAGGUAGGAGCAUUGCUUUUCGCGGUGAACGAGGCAAUGAUGAAUCACCCAUCGAAAUGAUUAAAGUAUCUCAUUUGAAGCAGUAUUUGGCAGUUGUAUUCAAAGAUAAACCCCUGGAGUUAUGGGAUGUGAGGACUUGUACCAUUCUUAGAGAAAUGUCCAAAAACUUCCCGGCAGUAACUGCUUUGGAGUGGUCCCCAUCUCACAACUUGAAGAGCCUGAGAAAGAAACAAUUGGCCACCCGAGAGGCCAUGGCCCGCCAGACUGUGGUCUCAGACACAGAGCUGAGCAUCGUGGAGUCCUCCGUAAUCAGCUUGUUGCAGGAGGCAGAAAGUAAAUCUGAACUCAGUCAGAACAUCUCUGCCCGGGAGCAUUUUGUGUUUACUGAUAAUGACGGCCAAGUUUAUCAUCUCACAGUGGAAGGAAAUUCAGUGAAAGAUAGUGCUCGGAUUCCACCAGAUGGAAGUAUGGGUAGUAUUACCUGCAUCGCUUGGAAAGGUGACACAUUAGUUCUUGGAGAUAUGGAUGGAAAUUUAAAUUUUUGGGAUUUGAAAGGCAGAGUAUCCAGAGGAAUACCUACACACCGAAGCUGGGUGAGGAAGAUUCGUUUUGCUCCCGGUAAAGGAAACCAGAAAUUAAUAGCAAUGUACAAUGAUGGUGCUGAAGUGUGGGAUACUAAAGAGGUUCAGAUGGUGAGCAGUUUAAGAAGUGGAAGAAAUGUGACCUUUCGGAUAUUGGAUGUGGACUGGUGUACAUCAGAUAAAGUGAUCUUGGCAUCAGACGAUGGGUGUGUCAGAGUCCUGGAGAUGUCUCUGAAGUCCACUUGUUUUAGAAUGGAUGAACAAGAGCUAACCGAGCCUGUGUGGUGCCCCUAUCUCCUUGUUCCAAGGGCCUCCCUUGCCUUGAAAGCUUUCUUACUACACCAGCCAUGGAAUGGACAGUAUUCUUUGGACAUUUCUCAGGUUGAUUAUCCAGAAAAUGAAGAAAUAAAGAAUCUCCUUCAAGAGCAGCUGAAUUCAUUAUCAAAUGACAUCAAGAAGCUCUUGCUUGAUCCAGAAUUCACUCUCCUGCAGAGAUGCCUGCUUGUUUCAAGGCUUUAUGGCGAUGAGUCAGAGCUACACUUCUGGACUGUUGCUGCCCACUACCUACACAGCUUGUCCCACGAAAAGCAAGCAGGCACCCCAGCCUCUAAAGAAACUGUGCCUCGGGACAAAGUGAACAACCCGCUGGAUAUAUGUUAUGAUAUUCUCUGUGAAAAUGCCUAUUUUCAGAAAUUUCAGCUGGAAAGGGUGAGUGUACAGGAAGCAAAGCGGUCAACUUAUGAUCACACGAGGAAAUGCACAGACCAGCUACUUCUCUUGGGUCAAACAGACAGAGCUGUGCAGUUGCUGUUAGAAACAAGUGCGGAUAACCAGCAUUAUUAUUGUGACUCCCUGAAAGCCUGUUUGGUCACAACUGUCACCUCUUCGGGCCCCUCCCAGAGCACCAUUAAGCUGGUGGCAACUAACAUGAUCGCCAAUGGCAAGCUGGCAGAGGGGGUGCAGCUGCUCUGCCUGAUAGACAAGGCCGCAGAUGCUUGCCGCUACCUGCAGACGUACGGCGAGUGGAACCGGGCCGCUUGGCUGGCAAAGGUCCGUUUAAGCUCUGAAGAGUGCGCCGAUGUUUUAAAGCGCUGGGUGGACCACCUUUGCUCUCCACAAGUCAACCAGAAGUCAAAGGCCCUCCUGGUCCUCCUCUCCCUGGGCUGCUUUUUCACGGUGGCCGAGACACUUCACAGCAUGAGAUACUUCGAUAGAGCUGCCUUGUUUGUGGAGGCCUGUCUCAAGUACGGCGCGGUCGGGGUCACUGAGGACACGGAGAAACUCAUCUCUGCUAUAUACGCAGAUUAUGCCCGAAGUUUGAAGAACCUCGGUUUUAAACAGGGAGCGGCUCUUUUUGCUUCAAAAGCUGGAGCAGCUGGCAGAGAUUUAUUGAGUGAGCUGGGGCCCCCCAAGCAAGAACGGACCGAAGAGUGACAGCUGUGCAGGACCCACCGAAAACAACCCCGGAAAGCCCCUCUUUUCUCUCACUCAGGAUGUCCCGUGAUUCUGAAGCUCUCACAUGAGUCCCUUCAGGCAGUUUAAGCAUUUUCCUUCAGCGUUUGGCUCUCUUCCGUAAAAAGUCCAAAU